CCCAAGGGCAUUCGAGUAAGUUGAAGUACAAAGUUGGGAGAAGAAACCUGCCUCUGCGAUGGAGUUUGAUUUUGGAGAUGAUAUUCUAGGUUCCACAGAUGCCAUUGCUAUUGUUUCAACACCAGAAUAGGACACAGCGUUUGUAUCACGCAAAUUUGCAGCUGAAUUUUAUCAUGAUCUAAGCUCCCAAUGGAAAUGGUUUGAUCCUUUGGGGAAGGUUCAUAUCGUUUCAUACGAGAGACAUCCGGAGCAACCAUUACUGUGUAAAGGUUUGAUGGAGAUUCGGAACUACUACUCUUUGGAGGGGUUAAAUUGGUGCUUGCUUAAAUACCAAGGUCUUUCCAACUUUGAUUUGUUCAUCUACAAUGAAAAAAUUGAGGAAAUAUGUUACCUUCCUCCACCUCCACCUCCUAUAAUUACGCCGCCACCUCCUCCUCUUAUAUCUGAAAUUGUGAGCCCACCUCCUCCUCUUAUACCUGAUAUUGUGAGCGCACCUCUUACUCUUAUAUCUGAUAUUGUGAGCCAACAUCAUUGUCCACAAGAAGAAAUAAUUCAGGAAACCAAUUGGAUCUGCUAUCCAUGCUUUUUUACGUGCAAACUUUCAACAAACCAAGCAACAACAAGUCAGCUGAACUUGCCGGUACAUGUGUAUGAAUAUCUUAGAAACGGUAAAGUUUAUGAAUGGCUGUUGAGAGGACCAACAAAUUUGCAGGUGGGAUGUCAUAUUCUUGGUGUGCCUUUUCGGAAAUAUGCUAAGUUGGGUAAGGGUUGGAGAGCUUUCUGCACUUCCCAUGGAUUGAAGGCAGGGGAUAUUCUCUCUUUUUAUUUUACGACUGAAAAUUUUGCUGUCAUUGAUGUUUUAAUACAUGAUUAGUAUAACUACAAUGGACGAAUGUAUUUCAUUUGUAAUC
Lotus japonicus is the source of this 911-nucleotide messenger RNA. RefSeq lists its product as uncharacterized. Gene Ontology annotation, molecular function: DNA binding. The transcript is spliced from 3 exons. The coding region runs from base 275 to 874 and encodes 199 amino acids. The record is from RefSeq and is a predicted model, not a curated record. NCBI's taxonomy places the organism in Eukaryota, Viridiplantae, Streptophyta, Magnoliopsida, Fabales, Fabaceae.